Messenger RNA from Lactuca sativa (garden lettuce), 837 nucleotides. NCBI's taxonomy places the organism in Eukaryota, Viridiplantae, Streptophyta, Magnoliopsida, Asterales, Asteraceae. The record is from RefSeq and is a predicted model, not a curated record.
AUGGACCCAAAAUCUCACCCAGCCAUCACAGUCACAAACAUACGGAACUUCAUUCCGUUUAUACUGGAGAUGGAGAGCGGACAGUACACCUCAUUGGCAGAAUUAUUUCGCAUCCAUUGCAGGGCUUUUCAGGUUGCAGAUCACAUUGAUUCUACCAUCAUCCCUCCUUCAAAACCACCUUCUUCUUCUUCUUCUUCCUCCACCUCAACAGAAGCUGAUAAAACCUCCACUGAAGCCGACAAAACUAAAGCAUCAGAGUUUGCAGCAUGGUCACGACUCGAUGCUAUUGUUCUCCAAUGGAUCUACAACACAAUUUCUAAUGAUCUGCUGCACACAAUUUUGAAACCAAACACCACUGCGUGUCAGGCAUGGACUGCCCUUGAAAACAUUUUUCAAGAUAACCAGAGCACUAGAGCUGUCUAUCUUGACAGCAAAUUCGUCUCUACAAGACUUGACCAACACCCUAACAUCUCCUCCUAUUGCCAAGCCAUGAAGAUGCUUGCUGAUCAACUGUCAAAUGUGGGAAACCCGGUUUCCAACCAACGUCUUGUUCUUCAACUAAUUGCUGGUCUCAAUGAAAGUUAUGAAGGGGUCGCAAUGAUCAUCCAGCAAACAACACCCUUACCUGAUUUCUAUGAAGUUCGCUCCAAACUCAUCAUGGAAGAAGCACGAAAAGCUCAUCAGGCUGCUGCCACUGCUGUAUCCCUAACCGGAGGCACCUCCGUUACCGCCUUGACUGCUUCAGCACCAAUGACUCAUCCAAAUUUUGGAGAUAGCAGCCGCCUUAACCAACAACAGGCAGAUCCCUUUUCCUCUCAUGGACGCGGACGGGGUUGA